This is a messenger RNA of Salvia miltiorrhiza (redroot sage), 910 nucleotides long. RefSeq lists its product as uncharacterized. The coding region runs from base 149 to 628 and encodes 159 amino acids. Gene Ontology annotation, molecular function: structural constituent of ribosome; RNA binding. Lineage: Eukaryota; Viridiplantae; Streptophyta; Magnoliopsida; Lamiales; Lamiaceae. The transcript is spliced from 6 exons. The record is from RefSeq and is a predicted model, not a curated record. Gene Ontology annotation, cellular component: mitochondrion; ribosome. Gene Ontology annotation, biological process: translation.
CCUAUUGUCUUCGGCCCGAAAGUUUAGCAUCCUAGCUUCAUAAACCUCCCAAUUCUUGAACAGCUCUAAGAGUCCAGACUAAAACCCUUUUCAUUCAUUUUCGUUGCGCAUUCUGAAAUCUUCAGGAAGCUGAAUAGUGUAGGAUAAAAUGGGUUGGAAGGCAGCGCAGAAACUGAUUCAUCACUGGAAGAUUCUUAGAGGUGAUAAUGUGAUGAUAAUCAGGGGGAAAGAUAAAGGGGAGACUGGUGUUGUUAAGCGUGUUGUUCGAACUCAGAAUCGUGUUAUUGUUGAGGGCAAGAAUCUGGUGAAGAAACAUAUCAAGCAAGGUCAAGGUCACGAAGGCGGGAUUUUCACAGUAGAAGCCCCCCUUCAUGUCUCAAAUGUUCAAGUUGUCGAUCCAGUCACAGGGAAGCCCUGCAAGGUUGGGAUUAAAUACUUAGAAGAUGGUACCAAGGUAAGAGUAGCAAGAGGCAUUGGAACAUCAGGAGCCAUAAUUCCUCGUCCAGAAAUCUUGAAGAUGAGGACAACCCCUAGACCUACUAUUGCCGGCCCCAAGGACACUCCUAUGGAUGUGGUUCUCGAGAAGACUUAUGAUCCUACAACUGGUAAGGGAAUGCCAGAUCUUUAAGCAUAGGUUGCCCGGACAGGAAAGCGGCUAGAGGAAUGGUGCUCCUGUUAGUAAGAAUUUAUCAUCAAACUCACAGCUCUUUGUUAUGUUUGUGGCUUUGAACAUAUAGCUAGUUUGGAAAUUGUUAAUUUCUUCUGGCGCUGAUGCACCGAUGUUGCAAAUUGACUUGCUACCUUCUUAGUUGUAUUGGUGGUUUUUUGUUUUUUUUGUUUUUUUUUUUUUUCCGAGGGAAUGUGGUUUUUUGUUUUUGAUGAAAGCCUUGGUGCUCCUUCCUUGCCUAAA